AUGCGAGAGGGCAAGACUCUUAAAACUUAUUCGGACAGAUACUGGGAAAUGUUUAAUGAAAUAGAGGGAGAGCAUGAUGAUGUGGCCAUAAGUACUUUCAAGGCUGGUCUUCCAGCCGAGCAUGAUUUAAGGAAAUUUCUAACUGGUAAACCUAUUAUUAGUGUAUACCAACUGAUGGAUCGGAUUGACAAGUACAGAAGAGUAGAAGAAGAUCAACUACAGGGAAAGAGAAAGGCUAAGGUAAUCCCUCAGGAUAUGAGAGAUUUCAGGUCGGACCGUUACAAUAAUAACCGACCUCGGAAAGACUUUGUUGGGCAAUCAGGUUCUGCUGACACUCAGGCGGUUAAUGCUGUAUUUCGAGAGCCGAUGCGACAAGUAUUGGAGAAGAUCAAGAAUGAGCCAUUUUUUAAAUGGCCAAACAAAAUGGCAGGAGAGCCUAAGAGACGCAACCAGAAUCUUUAUUGCCACUAUCAUCAGGAUCAUGGGCACACAAUUGAGGAUUGCAGAAAUUUAUGGGACCAUUUGGAGUAG
This is a messenger RNA of Quercus robur (English oak), 531 nucleotides long. RefSeq lists its product as uncharacterized. The transcript has a single exon. NCBI's taxonomy places the organism in Eukaryota, Viridiplantae, Streptophyta, Magnoliopsida, Fagales, Fagaceae. The record is from RefSeq and is a predicted model, not a curated record. The coding region runs from base 1 to 531 and encodes 176 amino acids.